Anneissia japonica is the source of this 6728-nucleotide messenger RNA. Its product is annotated as transient receptor potential cation channel subfamily M member 3-like. Lineage: Eukaryota; Metazoa; Echinodermata; Crinoidea; Comatulida; Comatulidae. Gene Ontology annotation, biological process: monoatomic cation transmembrane transport. The record is from RefSeq and is a predicted model, not a curated record. Gene Ontology annotation, cellular component: membrane. Bases 253 to 3990 code for a protein of 1245 amino acids. Gene Ontology annotation, molecular function: monoatomic cation channel activity. The transcript has 25 exons.
UCGCCACAUAAUGACAUCCUGUUAAAGUUCUUGCAAAAAGUAGUAAUAUCUCAAUCGAUCCAGGUUCUGUGUAUGUUUUACACGAAUAAUUUAAGCGUUCCUAAAACAUUAUCAGUAUUUUCGUAGACAUCUUAUAUUUGUGCGACGUAAUCUGCAGAAGUUACGCAGAAUUAACAGACUGGUCGUUUACCUUACACGGUAAGCAAAGACCCCGGCAAGGCAUUGGCUUGUGGAAGGGACACUGUCAUCAUAAUGAAGUACCACAGAGGUGUUAGUGUUUCAGAGGACACCGAAAAGCUAAAUCGAAAAUGGCGUUCGAUUGCCGAAUCUUUCAGUGCAAAAGAAUGCAUCUCAAUUUGUCCAAAGAAACCACCAAAUCAAGACUGUUGCCAAUGUGGUCGUUUAGUGGUCGAUCACCAAAUAUACUCACAACGGAUUGCUGAAGAAGGUGAACUCGAAGGUCAACAGCCUUGGUUCCAGUCUUGGUCAUCAGCAACACAUACUCAAAAAUUUCCCACAAAUGCUUUUGGUGUGAUGGAGUUCCAGGGAGUUUUCAACACAAGUCGGGCUAAGUACGUUAGGUUAUCGGAUGAUACAUCUGAAAGUGACGUUCUCAAACUCUUGACAAAUCUCUGGAAUUUAAAAUUACCGAAACUCCUGAUUGAAGUCACUGGAGGAGCGAAAGAUUUCGUCCUGAAUCCGAAAUUAAAGCGAAUCUUUUACGAUGGCAUAAUUCGAGUGGCCGUGACAGCGGAUGCUUGGAUCCUCACAGGUGGAACAAAUACAGGUGUCAUGAAGUACGUCGGGAAGGCAAUUCGUGAACAUUCUCUCAAAUCUCAAAAGAAGAUUGUUGCCAUUGGUGUUGCUUCCUGGGGAAUUGUGGAUCAUAGAGAGGACUUAAUUGUAGCAGAGUCAUUCAAGCCCAGGACCAGCAGGGCUCAUAGCCGUGCCCAUAACGUGCUACCAGAGCUUGGACAGAAACACUGCCUGCUAAAGAGGGCAUCUGAAUACCAAGAGGGGGUAAAAUAUUACCGUGUAACCAGUUCGUCUAUGAGCGCUGGUGCCUCACUGGAUCCGAAUCAUAGUCAUUUCAUCCUAGUGGAUAACGGCACAGUGAAGCAAUAUGGCGUUGAAAUUACACUACGAUCCAAACUAGAAAAGCUGAUCUCCAAACAAACUUUGGAUGAAGGAGAACGGUGUAUUCCGGCAGUUUGUAUAGUACUAGAAGGCGGUAGAAAUACAAUCCAAGUUGUAUUUGAGAAUGUUACGUCAGAUCCACCCAUCCCUGUGGUCAUAGCUGAGGGCAGUGGGCGCGCAGCCGACGUGCUCGCCUUUGCGUAUUCAGUUACUAAACAAAAUAAGGAAAUGUCAAAAGAGAACAAGAGUAAACUAAUGAAUCGAAUAAAAGAAGUGGUAGCGAAGGAUGACGUUCAGAGUACGAUGGAGAAUAUAAUGGAGAUUGUAACGAAAAGAGAAUUAUUAACAGUCUUUUCAGUUGAUUCUGAAGUUUGUGCUGAAGGUCUUGACCACACAAUACUCCAAGCGCUUGUAAAGGCCAAUAAUUUACCUGCUAAUGACCAACUCCAGCUUGCGUUGAUUUGGAACAGAGUGGACAUCGCCAAGGAGAAAAUAUUCAAACUCGAUAAUGCAAUCACGGAGGAUUUUUUAAACGAGGCUAUGUUCCAAGCUCUUCGUGACGGCAAACCAAAGUUUGUAAAAUUACUGCUCGAGAAUGGAGUCAGUAUGCAUACAUUUUUGACUGAAGAUAAUCUAUUGAAGCUUUACGAACUUUCCUUGAAUGCACCAGAUUCAGCGCUGAAGUUACUAUACGACCACAGUAAUAUCAAGCUACGACUAAACGAGCGAGCUAGUGGUGCAUUAUGCCUACAUCACGUCGGACGUCUGAUGGAAGAAUUGAUCAGAAACUCCUUCAAAUCAUCUUACACAACAGAAAGACUUCAGAGAUGUCGGUGUCAAGCGGGUGAGAAACGACGAUCACGGAAUCCAAGCGCAAAGGAUUCCGACGAAACCUUUUGCGGAUCACGUUUUCCAACGCCAUUCAGUGAUCUUUUCCUCUGGGCAAUACUAUCGAGGAAGUACGAAAUGGCGUACCUAAUGUGGCAGCAGGGUACGGAAGCACUGGCUAAAUCCAUCAUCGCUGUUGCCCUAUACAGUGCCAUGUCACAAGUGGCCGCAGAACAAUUUGACAUGGGAAGUUUCGAGAAGUUGGAUGCGCAGGCUAAUCAUUACAAAAAGAUUUCCUACGAUAUGCUACAAGUCUGUUUCGAAGAAAACAGAGAAUAUACACGUCAACUUAUCUUAGUAGAAUUGAAAAACUGGAGCAACGAAACCAUCAUGUCAUUGGCUGCUGCAGUGAAUCACAACAAGCUGAUUGGUCACCCGUGCGUUCAAGCUUUACUUACUGACCAAUGGAUCGGUAAAUUACAAAUGAUUUCAAAUAGACAAGUGAUAUUGGGUCUACUAUUCCCGCCUGUAGUUGCAAUGCUCUCCUAUCGGGAAGUUGACGUCAUAAAGAAAUACAACGAAAUUCCCGAGGAACCAACGACGGAAGAUAUUAUAGCCGAAGCGUUCCGAUUAACGGAUGUUAAUGAUUCGCCGGAUAUUGGGGUGUCACGCAAUGAAUACGAGACUGCGCCGAGAGAAGUAACAAGUGAGCCGGACGCCGUUGAAAAACAAGCUUUGUCGAUUCGUCAGUGCUACUACGCGUUUUAUACAGCGCCGAUUGUAAAAUUCUGGUCGAAUACUUUGAUGUACGUAGCUUUCUUACUAAUUUUUAGCUACAUGGUUCUUGUAAAGAUACCGAAAGAGCACAUGGGAUGGAUGGGGUUAUCGCUCAUCGAAUGGGUCGUCAUGGUGUUAGUAUUUUCAUUGGCUGCUGAAGAGAUACGGCAGGUAAUAACUCAAGGCGAUUCUUCAGCGAAUUGGACGUACAAGUUAAAGAGCUGGUCAUCUGAUGUAUGGAAUAUCUGGGAUGCCAUUUGUAUCUUGUUGUUCUUUGUCGGUUUCUUCAUGAGGAUAGCAGCUCGGCACAUUAUAUCCCAAAACGAUGAAGAAGCGAUCGAUUUUCUUAUUCAGAACGGGCGCAUAUUAUAUUGCAUUGACAUCAUCUUUUGGUACAUUCGUCUGCUUGAUGUACUCAGCGUUAGUAAGCUUAUGGGACCGUACGUGAAUAUGAUUGGUCGAAUGUUAGUUGACAUGGUUCGAUUCACUAUCAUACUGGGUGUGUUCGUCACAAGCUAUGGAGUAGCAAGUCAUGGUAUUAUGAAGCCCGACCAACGAGUAAUGAGUUUUGAGGUUAUCAAGGACGUGUUUUACCAACCUUACUGGCAUGUCUAUGGCGAGCUCUUCUUAGAUGAACGGAAUCCUGAUUGUGACGUUGAAACUUGUGAGAAUGGUUCGAUGCUAGUUCCUCUCAUCAUGGCUAUCUAUCUCCUGUUUGCCAACAUUCUUCUCAUCAACAUGUUGAUUGCUAUAUUUAACAAUACAUUUAUCUCGGUGCAACAAAACGCAUUGGAAAUCUGGAAAUUUCAACGAUACAGAAUCAUCUUAGAGUUUAGAGAGCGCCCUCUUUUCCCACCGCCUCUCAUUCUGAUCAGUCACUUUUGGCAAAUUGGCAAAGAACUUGUUGCCUGGCUGUGCGGACAGAAAGUUACAACACACAAGAUGAAGUUGCACCUGACAGACAGUACACAGUCUGUUCUCUACAGCUUUGAAGAAGGCUGCGUUGAGAACUAUCUUCGACAAAACGUGUUAAGAGACCAAUCGUCCCAGGAAAGAACCGUUCAUAGAUUAGAGGAAAGACUUGAUGCAAUGCAGACUAAAUUUGCAGAACAUCUGGAAGCGGCAAAGAAGGUUCAAACACGGUUCAAGUCGAUGGAAGAAAAACAAGAACGAACGCUUGAAGGUGUUAAGGAAGUUCUACACCUGACCAUGGAGACGUACAGGUUGAGUGAUUCGCACACAUGCUGAUGGUGUAAAAACUAUAAUUUAGGCCUACGUGAUUCUGGUCUCCGGAUUGGUCAAGACCAUGGAGAAUACAUCCAUGGUCAAGACACAUUGAUGUUAAAGGCAUUAUAGGUGACACGUUGAGUGGACCUUUUCACUAGACCCCACCCUUGGAUAUUGUUGCUGUGGGGAAACGUAAAGGUACACGAACUUGGUGUUUCUGUGGGACGCCAGUUGUGUAUUCAUGUAUAUUAAAUAGCACUUUCUGAUUGGCCAGUUGUUAAGGUUUAUUGACACUCUGGAAAUAUCCCAUAAGUCUGGCGUAGCACAUCCUAACAGAUAUCAGUGGUAUACAAUUGAUAUUCCGCUGCUUACGAAAUGUAUUUUGAUAUUUAUUUUUAUUAUUGACUUUUGGUGUUAUUCGUAGAUUUUUGUAUUAUCGUUUACACGGUUCGUAGAUAUUAUUUACUGAAUGCUGACCGUUUUGCUUUGAUCAAAGAAGUGUACUAUAACAAUAAGGCAGGUUUCUAAAUCGCAGCGUUGCUGUAUGUAAAAUCACGCAAAAAAAAUAAUCACUCACAAUAUCAUUUCUUGGCAAAAAAAUUUACGAUAAUAAUGAUUUCUAAGUAAACUGUAAUUGUCAUACACUGGUAAAAAUGUUUCCUAUCAUAAUGAAGUUGUGUGUACCUCGUUAGGUCGCCAUUUUGUCCACUUUUCCUAAUGGGAAUCGGGUUAAGAUUAGUUCGCUCAUGUUGUUUUGGUGACCAUCUUCGAUCGGACAUGGUCUUAUGGGUUUCCCCUCACCAUUAUAGAUCGUAAGGGCCCUUCGUGGUGGGUCAGGGUCAUUCGGACUGCCGCAUGAGCGCAGAGCGUUAUGCCACUGCGUUUUAGAGAACACAGGACGGUCACGGACUAAUAAAUCUGACGGUCACGUUUCCUUCAUUCCCCGAAUCGAAUGCUCUGAUUGUUAUGAUAGGCCUAUACGAAUGUGUCAUAAUAGGAAAGAAGCGAUGUGGUUAGGGAUAAAAGACCUUCAAUUACUGUAUUUGUGUUCAGUAAGCCACGAAACAUUAUCAUCCACCUUAGGCCUAUUCAUGCUUGUUUGAACGGCCCCAAGGCAGAACAACCCUUUGUUGAUCUGGGCCUCCGUAGAUCAAUAAAGUUGAACUUGAACAUGUUAUCUUUAUUUAAUAGUAAUAGACCUAAAUACAAUGGGAAGCAUGGUGUGGACGUAUAAACACACUAUAUGUUUAUGGGUCGUCCAUAAUUUUCAACAUUUUCAAAGAGUAAAAAACAUACUCUUUUCUGUUAAACAAAAAGAGUACACACACAAAUGUUGAUUUGUGUAAUUUUGAGAUCAACAUUUUAUCUUUUUCAUAAAAGAGUACUUAUGCCUACAUGUUUUGUACUCUUUUGAAAAUGUUGAUAAUUAUGGAUGGCCCCCUUAUGUACUACAUGGAUGCAGUGACGGCACCAUUGCCCUCAACUUUCAGUCCGACAAGCACACCCAAUCGUCCGACCCCACGACGAGGUCAUCGCCCUAAAAAUAAUAAUAUACCGAUAUUGCUAAACCAAAAAAUAUAUCGCUCCCCAUAAAUCGCACCAGGGACUUAUUCCGUCAACCUGACCAAGGUUCUAGGUGGCCUUUCCUCACCCCUUGGGAUCCCCGGUGUCGGACUUAUUGGACUGUCGGGAAAUUUCUGGAGCAGAGGAUAUCUUUAACAGGCUUCUUCAUCAUGCUAAUGUCUCAUGGUUCCGAUGUAAAUAUCUUGAUAGCGAUCACAGCUUGUUGAGGCAACAACCUCCUAAAAUGUUCGUGUUUAUUUUAAACCGACUUUUCAUAGAUUAAGCGCACAGUGAUCAAUGUCUGGUGCACCUACAAUAGGUCAGACUAAUCGGACAUGGCCAGCACCAUGAAAUACAAGUAUCUACCACCCUUGCCGAGUAGUUGUUAGAAAUGUACUCUGGGGACCAAAACGCUAGAUUCUUCUUCCGACAGACGCUCAUCUAUUGCAAAUCCAGAACAGACUAUAGGUUUUGAAUGCGGCACACGCCCCCGUGCCAUCACUUGAGUUGUCAAUAUGAAGCUCAGUUGUAUAAACAGAUUUAGAGUGUAGGCCUACGUUAGUUAGACUGAUAGUUCCUGCGGUGUAAUGUAACUUAAUCCGACAAGUUCUUCCAACCACUGUGUUCCAACAUUGAUAGUAGGCCAUAUCAUAUAAAAUAAUGUGAAACAUAAAGAGAGAUAAAAAGUACACGUGUAAUAUUGUAUAGGUUCGUGUGCGCUGAGAAGAGACAUUAUUAAAGAAAGGGGCCUGUUUUUCAUUACCAUUUCUAUAUAGAGUUAUGUAUCUAUUUGGCGAUAAGUGCCGUAAUAUUAAUGACGUAGCAAAAGCGCACGGUUACAUUCGUAGCAACGAUUUAGCACCUAAGAACAUAUUUUUAUAUUUCAGUAAUCAAUAUAUUAUCAGGCAUAUCCCUAAAUGUUCCCUUUGUGUAAGCCUUUCCAUUUAUGAAGAUAUCCGGAUACUCAACUACAUAUUGACUAGGUUAUCAUUUCCUUUUUCGCCAUCAUUAAUCGGGGAACUUUGUAGUCACAAGAAACCAAUAUUGUAAUUCGUUCUAUCAUAUUUCUUUAUCCGCACUUUUAACGAGGUCACCAAAACCGAAAUCUUAAAGGGAAACGAAAGAUAAAAUGAUAUAAAUAUAUAUAUUAAUAGAUUGAAUAUGUAUAUAAAUAAACAUAUUAAACAUGUAAUCUA